This is a messenger RNA of Mesocricetus auratus (golden hamster), 4039 nucleotides long. RefSeq names its product nucleolar protein 10 (gene Nol10). NCBI's taxonomy places the organism in Eukaryota, Metazoa, Chordata, Mammalia, Rodentia, Cricetidae. Gene Ontology annotation, biological process: maturation of SSU-rRNA from tricistronic rRNA transcript (SSU-rRNA, 5.8S rRNA, LSU-rRNA). Bases 114 to 2183 code for a protein of 689 amino acids. Gene Ontology annotation, cellular component: small-subunit processome; nucleolus; nucleus. The record is from RefSeq and is a predicted model, not a curated record. The transcript has 21 exons. Gene Ontology annotation, molecular function: protein binding.
CCAGUCCCCGCACGCUGCCCCGGUGCGCCUGAGAUUCGGAUGCCCGAGGUACUGGAGUGGCCCGCGUUCUGUGUGUGUGACUGCUUGCCGGGUCCCGGCUGCUCCGCGCCACGAUGCAGGUCUCGAGCCUCAACGAGGUGAAGAUUUACAGCCUCAGCUGCGGCAAGUCCCUCCCUGAGUGGCUUUCUGACAGGAAGAAGAGAGCACUGCAGAAGAAGGAUGUCGAUGUUCGUAGGAGAAUUGAACUUAUUCAGGACUUUGAAAUGCCUACUGUGUGUACCACUAUCAAGGUGUCCAAAGAUGGACAAUAUAUCUUAGCGACAGGAACUUAUAAACCUCGGGUUCGGUGUUAUGACACCUAUCAGUUAUCCUUGAAAUUUGAAAGGUGCUUGGAUUCAGAAGUCGUCACCUUUGAGAUUUUAUCUGAUGACUAUUCAAAGAUCGUCUUCUUGCAUAACGACCGAUACAUUGAAUUUCAUUCACAAUCAGGUUUUUACUACAAAACCAGAAUUCCCAAGUUUGGCAGAGACUUCUCUUACCACUACCCGUCCUGCGACCUGUACUUCGUUGGUGCGAGCUCUGAAGUAUAUAGAUUAAACUUAGAACAAGGGCGGUACCUGAAUCCUCUCCAAACAGACGCAGCGGAGAACAAUGUUUGUGACAUAAAUGCCGUGCAUGGUUUGUUCGCCACAGGAACAAUAGAGGGUCGAGUGGAAUGCUGGGAUCCGAGAGUAAGAAAAAGAGUCGGAGUGUUGGACUGUGCAUUAAAUAGCGUCACAGCAGAUUCAGAGAUAAACAGCUUGCCUACCAUCUCUGCAUUGAAGUUUAAUGGUGCCCUGACCAUGGCGGUUGGAACAUCCACAGGGCAGGUAUUGCUGUAUGAUCUUCGCUCAGACAAGCCAUUGCUAGUUAAGGAUCACCAAUACGGGCUGCCCAUUAAGUCAAUUCAUUUCCAGGAUUCAUUAGAUUUGGUCUUGUCUUCAGACUCCAGAAUUGUCAAAAUGUGGAACAGGAACUCUGGGAAAAUAUUUACUUCAUUGGAGCCAGAACAUGACCUGAAUGAUGUUUGCCUCUAUCCCAACUCAGGGAUGCUUCUCACUGCCAAUGAGGCCCCCAAGAUGGGCAUCUACUACAUUCCGGUUUUGGGUCCUGCUCCCAGGUGGUGUUCCUUCCUGGACAACUUGACAGAAGAAUUAGAAGAGAAUCCGGAGAGCACGGUGUAUGAUGAUUACAAAUUUGUCACCAAGAAAGACCUUGAAAAUUUAGGGCUCACACAUCUCAUUGGAUCACCUUUCCUCCGGGCAUAUAUGCAUGGAUACUUCAUGGAUAUCAGACUCUACCACAAGGUGAAAUUGAUGGUAAAUCCAUUUGCUUAUGAAGAAUAUAGGAAGGAUAAAAUUCGGCAGAAGAUAGAAGAAACCCGCGCACAGAGAGUCCAGUUAAAGAAACUGCCCAAAGUUAACAAAGAACUGGCUCUUAAAUUAAUUGAAGAGGAAGAGGAGAAACAGAAGUCCACACUGAAAAAGAAAGUUAAGAGCCUCCCGAAUAUCCUCACAGAUGACCGAUUUAAAGUUAUGUUUGAGAACCCCGACUUCCAGGUGGAUGAAGAGAGUGAAGAGUUCCGGCUUCUCAACCCGCUUGUCUCGAGGAUCAGUGAGAAGAGGAAGAAGCAGCUGAGACUCUUGGAGCAGCAAGAGCUUCAAGCCAAGAAUGAAGAAGAGGAAGAACCGGAAGGAAAACCCAGCGAUGCGGAAAGUUCGGAAAGUUCAGACGAUGAGAAGGCCUGGGUUGAAGAGGUCAGGAAGCAGCGCAGACUCCUGCAGCAGGAGGAGAGAGCGAAGCGGCAGGAGCAGCUGAGGGAGGACCGGCAGACCGUCCUGAAGCCCCAGUUCUAUGAGAUCAAAGCAGGAGAAGAGUUCAGAAGCUUCAAAGAGUCUGCCACUAAACAGAAACUGAUGAACAAAACUCUUGAAGAUCGUUUGAGACUUGAAGCAAAGCAUGGGACGUUGAAUGUCUCGGACACCACUGUUGGCAGCAAGCAGUUGACAUUUACACUCAAGAGGUCUGAACAGCAAAAGAAGCAACAGGAGGCUGAGAAACUACAUCGCCAGGAGAGGAAGAAGUUGCGACGGUCUGCUGGUCACCUGAGGUCCAGACCCAGAAGAGGCCGGCCCUUUCACUGACCAGGAAGUCUGCCUGUGUGUGGCUAGGAAACAAGGCUUCUCCUGUGGACUCAGAAGAGAGUCAGACCAGGCGAGGGAACAGCGUGGUAGUUAAAUCUCCACGUAGAUGUAUGUGCCAUGAUGGUCUGACUUCACCUACCCACCACCCUGCCCGAGCAGUGCCAGGGUGUUUUUUCUAAGUUGUUGCCCCCUUAAAUACUGUGUCCUCUGGGGGUAGUUAGGGAAAGCAGCCUCAUUUCUAAUAAUAGAGGGUCUACAUGAAAUGAAAACAAGAGAUUAUCAUGUUUGCAGGAAUGUCCUUUUUGGUUUAGUUUGGUUUUGGUUUUUCCAGACAGGGUUUCUCUCUGUAACCCUGGUUGUUCUGGAACUUGCUCUAUAGACCAGCAUGGCCUCUAACUCACAGAGAUCCUGUGCCUCCUGAGUGUUGGGAUUAAAGAUGCCCCAGCACUGCCCAGCCAAAAUGUCCUUGUUCAGUGUCUUCUGCUUCUCAGGACUGAGCCACACACAGUUUCACUCCUGUUUGCCUGGCAUCUGCUGGUUGGCCCUGUUUCUAUGCAUGGGUUUAUGCUGGCAGGGUUACUGUGCUUGCUUUUGUGUUCCCUAGGUAUACUUCCUUAGCUAUUUUUAUAUGGAGAGUAUAAGUUAAUGGUAAUCAAUAACAAGCGGAUGCUGCUGGCUGUUUUAACUUGGCACAAAACCCCGUUGUGAUGCGGUUCUAUCUGAGAUGGCAAAUGCUUAUAGGAGGACCUUUCAUGUGCACAGCUUCUCCAAGGAGGACUCCUUCCUGCCUGUGGAAAGUUGAACACUUCACUCUGCUCCCAUAGUUAGGAGUUUCUUAUGUGUGCAAGUGAAAUGGGAGCUCUCUGGACUGUGUCUGUGUCAAGUCCACGAGGUGGAACACGUUAAUUAUCACGGUCUGAUGGUGAUGUGCAAAAGUCAGAGCACGCCACCCCGUCGGUGUCACGGACUUGCUUCACUGUCCCUCCUUCAUUGUGGCCCCUUGUGUCUUCAGCCUGCAAUGUGAACUCAAGAACUUGCUGGCUGGUGGUAUAUGAAUCUACCCCUGGUCCACACCCACACACCCCUCCCGUCCUACCUGUUAACUCCUAAAGCAGACCCCUCUCCAGGCUGAGUCCUGGCGCCCUCCCUUCCCUGUCAUGGAGUUUUUUGUGCAUGCUCAGAGUGCUACUCUGCCAUUUUUCUGUGUUUAUAGUUGCUUUUGUACUCGAGACGGAACCUAAGGGAGUUGGCUCUUGGUUUCUGAGGCUGGUAGCAUGUGCAAAACUGUGCACCCCACUGCAGGCUAGGAAAUGGAAUCCAGGCCAGGCCAUGGCCUUAAAGGGCUUGCCUGAGAACCUGGGACUGGUUUCUGCCAGCUCGCCCCCACCUCCAAAAGCACCCAGCCUCCAAGAUAGCACCACUGCCUGGAGAGUUAGGGGCCUGUGGAGGACAUAUCGAUUCAAACCCUACCCUACAUUGCUGGUUACCAGCCCUAGGACACAGGACCAGGGCUGAGAGGCUCGGGAGGGCUCUGGGAAGGUUAGUUCAGACCAACCCCCCUUCUCAGAGUCCCGGAGGCUCCCUUAUUAUCCAUAACACCCUGAGUCCCCGAAGGCACCUCGCCUGGCACAGAUUCCCUCGUUUGUGGUCACCACACUGACCUUCCUCUCUGUAGAGCAUUCCAGGCAUUCUCUCAGCCCUUACACAUUCCACUCCUUCAACUCAGAAACUCCUAGGCCUCUCAGGUUACUUUUUCCCUGUCUGCUCGAUUCUUCCCUGUUUAAUUUGUCACGCCCCAAUGCCAGCAUGCCAAGAUUACAGAUGACACUCCAUAUAAAUAAGCUUUUAAAACCUUA